This is a messenger RNA of Pelodiscus sinensis (Chinese soft-shelled turtle), 3560 nucleotides long. RefSeq names its product RAS like family 12 (gene RASL12). Gene Ontology annotation, molecular function: GTPase activity; GTP binding. Lineage: Eukaryota; Metazoa; Chordata; Testudines; Trionychidae. The record is from RefSeq and is a predicted model, not a curated record.
UGCUCCCAAUCUGGCCUUUCAAUUGGCAGAAGUAUUAGUCCUAUUAAUGCUUGUGGGAGCAGGGAGAUUUGCAAAUGAGGAGCAGACAGUCGCUAUAGCAACCGCGAUAGUGUUCUAUCAAUCUCUUACAGCAAACGAACGAAUGGAAGGAGUGAGAGCUAGUGGUUAGAGCAAAAGGGCCAGGAUGUCUGGGUUUUAUUCCUGACUCUGCUGGGAGUCGGGGGGAGGGGGGGACGACGACUCCAUGGAGUGCAGGGAAGUCACUUUGGAUUUUCACUGAUCUAACUGGGAGCUGAAUCGGACUCAUUGUCUUCAGCUGUAUUUGGUCGCUCCCUGGAAAAAGUUGGCCUCUGCUAACCUUCAACUAACUGUCACAUGAAAAAAUAUAUAAACAUCAUCUGAGCUCUUAAACUCGGCUGGGCGGCUUCACUUCCCAAAGCAGCCGAGAUAGCUGCUGAGAUACGCUUUGUGUUAUGGCAGCUCCUAGAGGCGCUACUCAGAGAUCCCCCCCCUUGGGGCUGGACACACGGAUCACAAAAGCCUGGUUCCUGCCCCUCCCUCCCCAAUACGUCCAGUCCAGGUAAACAGAGUCCCAUGGGAUUGCUUAUUUUCUUCAGAUGCUCGGAGUGUAUUUAGACAAGCACCCCCAUAAUUACCCAAGUCGGUUCCUGUGAACCAAAGCAAAACCUCCCUGGCCGCUAAAUCUCAGACAGGAUCAAAGAGUUGGAAGGGCAGCCUUGUGGAUAGUGCACUGGGCUGUAGCUCAGGGCAAUUAGGGUCUACCCCUAGCUCAGCCACAAGCUUCCUGCAUGAUCCUAGGCGCUCUGCUCUUGCCUGGGGGUUCUCUCUGUGUUUCUGCACAAGAGGAUCGCGCAGGAGGGACCCAGCGUGCAGAGGAGAUGACAGGCACACACAUCUCUGUUUAUUUAUUACGGAGCAACUGCACAUCUUUGAGUGGCGGCUGAAAUAGUGGAUAGGCUCCCGGGGAGCCGUGUGAUUCGAGGAGGGCUUGGAAGGAGGAGAGGGUGGGUUCCUAGGGAGGUUUUCCCUUCUCCUUUUAACAGCUCCUUGCAGCCGCCUUAUCUUCCCAACGGAAGUAUUCGUAGUGUGUGCGCUGCGGGGAUGCUGCGCAGCACAGGGUGAUGCUGGAGGGGCCAGGACUUGGCAGAGAGAAGCCCUCAAGGGAACCACAAGUGGCUGGGUUUCUUUCCCCUCUAACCAAGAGCCCUGGAGGCCUUUUUUUGCAGGUUUAUUUGUUUGCUAUGAGGAAAGUCCCCCGCGCGGAUGGGAAAUCGCGUCCAGCGCGGCCGGAGCGAGGCAGCAGCUUUCCUUACAAGGAGUUUGGCUGGGACUCAGCUGGCGAAAGUUGCAGGGAGUCUGAGCUCUCUUCCUCCCUGCCUCAUUCAUUCACGCACGGGGCUGAGGUCUGGAGCCAGCAGCCGUGGGGAUGGCGCAGACGCUGCGUUCCCAGUGAUUCACUCAGCUCCUCCGUGUCCGGGGGUUGGCUCGUUGCUCUGGAUUCAGUGUGCGGGUGCCAGGCUGGCCCUGCCUUGAGGAGGCGUGGGCCUGCGUGUGGAUGCGAGCGUGUGUGUAGGGGGCAAACCAUGGAGCUGUGGAUAUAAAACAACAAAAUCCACUCAGCACCCUCAUCCUCUCUGUGUCCCUCAUGAAAAUCCAGCUCUGAUUUCAAGGCAAGAGAAUGUCCUCGAUGUUUGGCAAGCCCCGGGCCACCUCCAGCGCUGCCGACCGUCACCUCCCCAGCCUACUGCCCGAGUGCAACGUGGCCAUCUUAGGGUGCAGAGGAUCCGGCAAAUCGGCACUGACGGUGAAGUUUCUAACCAAGCGGUUUAUAAGUGAAUAUGAUCCCAAUUUGGAGGACACCUACACGUCAGAAGAAACUGUGGACCAGCAGCUAGUGCUGAUGAAAGUGAUGGACACAGCGGACCAGGACACACCGGUGAACUGCGAACGCUAUCUCAGCUGGGCCAAUGCAUUCAUGGUCGUCUACAGCAUUGACAACAAAGGGAGCUUUGACGGCUGCCAUCAGUACCUAGAUAUCAUUUCCCUCCACUCGAAAGGCAGUCAGCACGAUUAUCCCAUUCUCCUGCUAGGAAACAAGCUGGAUAUGGAGCAAUACAGACAGGUCACCAAAGCUGAAGGGGUGUCUCUAGCUGCCACGUACGGGUGCUUGUUUUAUGAGGUCUCUGCCUGCCUGGAGUUCGAGGCUGUGCAGCACGUGUUCCACGAAGCAGUGCGGGAAGUGAGGAGGGAGAUGGAGAGGAACCUGCCGGCCCGACCACUGUUCAUCACAGAGGAGAGGCCCUUCCUGCACCUUGCUGCCCCAACUGCUGUGGCCUCCAAGCACGGCGUGGCCAGCUGCACGCUCAACACCCUUUCCACAGUCAACUACAAAGAGAUCCCCUCUGUGGCACAAGCCAAGCUGGUCACCGUGAAAUCGUCACGGGCUCAAAGCAAGAGGAAAGCUCCCACGUUGACCUUACUGAAGGGCUUUAAAAUAUUUUAAGCCUUAUUCCCACCCCCGCAUUUACUGCUUCAAAGGGAUUGGAAGAGAGCAGCCCUUGGCUUUCAUAGCAUCCUGAGGAACCUUCUCCAACUUCUACAGUGGCAGUUGACAAUUUCCAUGGCCGUUGAGGCUUACAGACCGUCUUCUGUGUUUACUGACAAUGCGUUGGGGCCUAAGUUCUACAGCAAAGCACUUUGGUUGGAAGGCAAAUAGCAGGCCCAGGACUGAAGGAAGAAGAGUCUGAAACUUUGUCAUGGCUUCCUUCUAAAUCACCGACUUUUUGUCCUGUCCCUGUAGCUCAGCGUCGCUGCGGGAUUGGCACGUUACUCCUAUUCAUUUGCACUGUGUGUUAGUAAAGCUCUUUGCUACAGCAGAAACAGAACAUGGAGCGCAGGAGGAAGCCUACGUUAUAUUCAUCACGUCAGCAGUGUGAGAGGCUGAAUGCCCUCCUGGGCACAGGUUAAAUACACUUUACACUGUCUGCCCAGGAGGCCAGAUUCUCUACUUGUACGGGUGUAGCACGUCUUGGAGAAUCAGCUCCCGUAAAUGCACACCAGCUGAUGAGGCAAGAUGGGCAGCCUGUAGAAUAACUGGGGCCAGAGUCUGUAACCACAGUGAUCAUGUAGAUCGGGGUGGCUGCACGGGCUCUUCAGAAGUUAAUUUGUGACUCCUUGCAAAGGAGCCAGCUUCAGAACUAUAGGCACCAACUUUCCAAUGUGUCAGGGGUGCUUACUGCUCAACCCCUGGCUCUGCCCCCACUCCACCCCUUACCUCAAGGCCUCCACCAUAGCCUGACCCCUCCCUGGAUCCUGUUGCACCCUCGCUUCUCCCCCCUCCCUCCUUGCCUCCUGUGCAUGUGUUACUGUGUCUCUUUGCCGAGGUACAGUGGUAUAUUCUGGCUCCUUGGCCUAGGUUGGUCACCCCUGCCGUAGAUGGCAUGGAUGUAAUGCUCAGCCUGGGACUCCAGGUGGAAAUACUUGGUGGAGAUAGGGUUGCCAGGUGUCCGGUAUUUUCGCCUCCUGUCUGGUAAAAAAAU